Molecule: messenger RNA, 2623 nt
Organism: Suricata suricatta (meerkat)
Lineage: Eukaryota; Metazoa; Chordata; Mammalia; Carnivora; Herpestidae
Gene: SLAMF7
Product: SLAM family member 7
Exons: 8
Coding region: 55-1137 (360 amino acids)
Biological process (GO): T cell activation
Cellular component (GO): external side of plasma membrane
Source: RefSeq, a predicted model, not a curated record
AAUACUGUGCUAAGGAGGUGGAACCAUCUUAGUAACUGACAUCCGGUCAACAACAUGCUUGUUCUUCGAGCAUCCUUCAUCCUCCUCCUUCUCUGCCAGCCCCCAGGGCAAGCAACCUCUGAAGCCCCAAAGGAACUGGUUGGCGACCUUGGUGGGUCUGUGACUUUCCCUCUGAAGCUCCCAGAAAUUCAAAUUGACAGUAUUUUCUGGACAUUCAACACAACCCCCCUCGUCACCAUAGAGCCAAAAACACCAAACAGACAAGCUAAUGUCAUAGUGACUCACAGUCAUAACAAGGAAAGGGUGAAGUUCCCACAAGGAAGCUACUCCCUGGAACUCAGCAAACUGAAUAAGAAUGACUCCGGUGACUACCGUAUGGUGAUAUACAGCUCUUCCCUCAAAGAGCCCCUCAACCAGGUGUACAGGCUGCGUGUCUAUGAGCACCUAUCAAAACCGAAAGUUACCAUGGGUCUGCUGAACAAUAAGAAUGGCACCUGUGUGACCAAUUUGACAUGCUUCGUGGACCAGGGAGGAGAGGAAGUGACCUACAGCUGGGAAUCCCUGGGGCAGGCAUCCAACGAAUCCCAUAAUGGCUCCAUCCUCCCCGUAUCUUGGCGGCUGGGAGAGAGGGACAUGAGCUUCAUCUGUGUGGUCAGGAACCCCAUCAGCAGCAACUCUUCAAACCCUGUCUUUGCCUGGAAGCUUUGUGAAGGUGCUGCUGCUGACUCAGAAUCCUCCACGAUCCUGGCCUUCCUGGGGGUGUCGCUGCUGAUCUUUGCCUUUGCACUGAUGCCAGCUAUUUUGAUUAAGUGGAGAGAAAAAAGGAAAGUUUCAGAGUCCAUUGAAGAGAGGAAGGGAAUGGACACUCAUCAGGAAAUUCCUAACUACUACUCCACAUCUGGAGAGACCUCAGUUUACGACAUGAUUACUUGCGUUAAUAAAACUAUUCCAGAGGAAGAUCCAGAAAAAACACUUUAUUUCUCAGUGCAAAUACCGCAAAAGGAAACUAUUUCAGAGGAAAAUGCAGAAAAAACACUUUAUUCCUCAGUGCAAAUACCUCAAAUGAUGGAGAAGCCCCACUCUGCGCCCACAUCACCAGACACACCGACAUUAUUUACACAUGAAAUUAUCAACUAAACAGCAGUGCAUCACCUCUGCCUCAUGAAGAUGGCACUGAAGGUGAAAAAGGAAGCCCCUGCCCCUCCCAAAGCUGAAGCCAAAGCAAAGGCUUUGAAGGCCAAGAAAGCAGUGCUGAAAGGCUCCCAGGGUCAUAAAGAAGAAGAACAAGAAGAAGAAGGAGGAGGAGGAGGAGGAGGACGAGGACGAGGAGAAGAAGAAGAAGAAGAAGAUCCACAUGUCACCUACAUUCUGAUGGCCCAAGACUCCAAAGGCAGCCCAAGUAUCCUUGAAAGAGCACCCCCCAAGAGAAACAAGCUUGACCACUAUGCCAUCAUCAAGUUUCCUCUGACUAUCGAGUCAGCCAUGAAAAAGAAGAAAAUAGAAGACAAACACAGAUGUUGAGGCCAACAAACACCAGAUCAAACAGGCUGUGAAGAAGCUCUAUGACAUUGGCAUGGCCAAGGCCAACACUCUGGUCAGGCCUAAUGGAGAAAAGAAAGCAUAUGGUCGGCUGACUCCUGACUAUGAUGCUUUGGAUGUUGCCAACAAAAUUGGGAUCAUCUAAACUGAGUCCAGCUGGCUAAAUCCAAAUAUAAAUUUUUUCACCAUUAAAAAAUAAAAGAAAAUAGUAAAAAGAAAAAAAAAUCACUAACUUGACCAGAAAUAUCAAGGAAGAAUGAAUCACUGACUUCCUGCCAGAGUGACUAUCUUCAGAUUUGAGAUCCUUCAGAUUUGAGUUCCUAAUUCCAUCCACUCCUGAAAAAUCUCUUCAAACCAUGAAUAUGUAACCAUCCUUCCUGGAAAUGUGAUGGUGAGUUUAUCAGCCAACUCCAAGCAAGGGGCUUAGAAGUAUCUCCACUGAAAUGCAAAUGCAGUGUCCAUCAUAAGAAUGACAGCUCCCAUUUUAGGGCUUGGAGGUCAGGAGUAGACCUAGAGUCUGCCAGCCAAAAGGGCAAGAAGAUAGGAACGGCAGGCAUUUCCAGAAGAAGCAGAUGUAGUAGCCAGAAAUGGAUUCAUUAACCAACUCAUUAACUAUGUUCCUGGCACUGUGCUGAACUUACACUGAUUUGGGUCAGGUGUGCUCUCUGCCCUUAUGAAAUUGGCUCCUCAUGAAUGACUUCCGUGGGCAUUAGCAGCAGAUCUGACCACAAAUUCCCAGUAACCAGAGCGUCAAGUGUGGAUCCACAGGACCUGGGGGUUAAAGUACAUAAGGACUGAGAAGCCAGGCAGAAGACUGGGUUUGGUUGGAUGGAAAUUCUAAAGUGUGCCUGGACUGAGGGCAAGGACUACUGCCUCAGCUUCAUUUACACUCUGCUGUGAGUGAGAAGGUUGGGCCUUAGUACUAUACAAAAGCCCAUCUCAAUGGAGAAACUGAACCUGAAGACACAUUUUGAAUCUAUUAUAAAAGAUGCGGAACUAGAGGUGAUCAUGUAUAAAUAUUUAAAGUUGCAUAAUUAAUUCAACUAAUAUUUAUUGAGAAUCUCUGCCAGGUCAAUCUGGCAAA